AUGAGUGGAUGUCCGUACUUUGAGAAGAGGCAUUUGUUAUUCAAAAACAAGCCUCCUCAAAAAGAAGAAGACGAGGAUGCCUCUCAAGAAGGGGUUAACAAGGCCAGUAAAGGGGGUAUAAUCUAUGGAGACUACCUUCAGCUUGACAAAGUAGUUACAGCCCAGGUAUUGCAGAGUGAACUGAAGGGUAAUAAGAUCCAUGACGAGCACCUCUUCAUUGUCACCCAUCAAGCCUAUGAACUAUGGUUCAAACAGAUUCUGUGGGAACUUGAUUCAGUGCGGCAGAUCUUCAUCAGUGGACAUGUCCGGGAUGAACGUAACAUGCUCAAAGUCAACACUCGCAUUCACAGGAUUGUAAUGAUCUUCAGACUGCUGGUUGAUCAGUUUGCAGUUCUGGAGACAAUGACAGCUUUGGACUUCUUUGACUUCAGGGAAUAUCUGUCUCCAGCGUCUGGCUUCCAAAGCCUUCAGUUCCGGCUCCUAGAGAACAAGAUAGGGGUCCCAGACAACCUGAGAGUCCCAUACAACAGACGCCACUACAGGGACAAUUUCAAAGGCCAUGAGAGUGAGCUGCUGAUCGCCACUGAACAGGAGCCCACCCUCCUAAAACUAGUUGAGGAGUGGCUGGAGAGAACUCCUGGCUUGGAGGAGGAUGGCUUCAAUUUCUGGGAGCAGCUGGAAAUCAACAUUUUCGCCGGGCUGAAUAAAGAGAAGGAGAAAAUUGAGAAAAUGCAAAAUUCUGAGGAAAAGGAUGAGCUGAUGGAUGAGCUGCUAAAACAGAGGGAGCUCUUCACCUCCCUGUUUGAUGAAAAACGUCAUGACCACCUCCUAAGCAAAGGUGAGAGACGGCUCUCUUACAAGGCUCUCCAAGGUGCUCUGAUGAUCUAUUUCUACAGGGAGGAGCCAAGGUUCCAGGUUCCCUUCCAGCUGCUCACCUUCCUCAUGGAUAUCGACACCCUCAUGACCAAAUGGAGAUACAAUCACGUAUGCAUGGUGCAUCGUAUGAUUGGCAGCAAAGCCGGCACCGGGGGAUCGUCUGGGUACCAAUACCUGAGAUCUACUGUCAGUGACCGCUACAAAGUGUUUGUAGAUCUGUUCAACCUGGCCACGUUCCUGGUGCCUCGCCACUGGGUGCCCAAGCUGAAUCCCAAUGUUCAUACCUUCCUGUACACGGCCGAGUGCUGCGACAGCUCCUACUGCAGCAGCGAGGACUCAGACUAG
Myripristis murdjan (pinecone soldierfish) is the source of this 1221-nucleotide messenger RNA. RefSeq names its product tryptophan 2,3-dioxygenase a (gene tdo2a). The record is from RefSeq and is a predicted model, not a curated record. Gene Ontology annotation, molecular function: metal ion binding; heme binding; L-tryptophan 2,3-dioxygenase activity. NCBI's taxonomy places the organism in Eukaryota, Metazoa, Chordata, Actinopteri, Holocentriformes, Holocentridae. The coding region runs from base 1 to 1221 and encodes 406 amino acids. The transcript is spliced from 12 exons.